GCGGUCUUGGCGCUGCACUAGCGGGGUAACUGACGAUUCUCUUGCCUCUCUUUUUUACAACUUCUCUUCCUUUUAGCUUUGAUCGAAAAAUGUAUAGACAAUUGACCUCAAGUAUAUCUUCAUUUCUGCUCAAUUUAAUUUCUCCAUUGUUGGAAAUCUCCAUCCCAUUAUUAGUGCUCCCCACUCUGCAAAUCUCCAACACCAUCUCAGCCCCUGCGACCCUUGCAUCACCGCACGUGUGUGCCUACAGGGUCUGGGCCCAGAAGAUCAAUGGGGGCGCAAGCACAUCCUCUAGGCUCCCAGAGAAACAAUUUGAUACCGUGCCUCCCUUCUGCUUUUCCCGUCUCCUCUUCCUCCAAUCCUUCUUCUAUUUAUGUUUACUAUACAGCUUAGUUCUCGCUCCGCGGAUGACACACGAUUCGUAACCGUCGAAGCAGCAGCGAUCCAGACGAAGGCAGUGACAUUCUGCUGCGCGUCUCGACCAGAUAGUCCCUCUUCCAGGCCUAGCACCCUUCUAUCGACUCUCUCCCCUUUCCCAGACAUAC
Hyaloscypha bicolor E is the source of this 545-nucleotide messenger RNA. RefSeq lists its product as uncharacterized. The transcript has a single exon. The coding region runs from base 90 to 425 and encodes 111 amino acids. The record is from RefSeq and is a predicted model, not a curated record. NCBI's taxonomy places the organism in Eukaryota, Fungi, Ascomycota, Leotiomycetes, Helotiales, Hyaloscyphaceae.